AUGUUCCUCAACACAGUUCUGGUGGUUGUGACAGACCUUUGGGCUGGACUGCUUGGUAGUGCCAUAUUCAGACACCAUUUUCACCUCCUGUUGUCAGGCGGGGUUCUGUUUGGACCAGCGCUGAGUCUGUGGGUGUCCAAGUACAGCAUCUUUGCAAACAGAAACCACUACCUCUGCAGGAUGUUCCUGUGAUCGUGCUGGGGUUGGGCCUGUGUCUUCACGGGCUCCUUCAUCUUCCUCUUCUCCAUCCGUCGAUCCCCUCUCUCCCUUCGCCACCUCUCACGGAUAGCUGUCAUGUGAGUGCUGUGGUGGUGCUGUCACCAUCUUCUACUGCUGGAGAAUGCAGCAGGUAGCGGCUACAAGCCAAUGCCUGCUACCCUGGAUGGGGGCCUGAAUCUGGGCCAGGGAACCAGUGUCCCAGGGCAGUCUUUACUCUUGCUCCAUGAGGGCAAGGCCUCAUGCCUGAAAGCGGACAUGCUGUUACAAGGCUGGGAGGUCUCCGAGGACACCCUCUGCCUCUGCUGCCUGCUCCUGGCUGAAGAGAAUGCCAUAUUGAGGCCCUACCUAGCACUAGGAGGUCCCUCAGGGGCCCCACGGUGCCUGCUCUUCCUGCUCUGUGUCUCCCUGCUGGGCUUGUGGCUGAUCAUGCUGCUCUGGCUGCUGGCUCACUUACCAAGGUUCCCCUCCCAGCUGCUGGGGGGAGCUCUAGGAUAUCUGGUCUGGAGGGGGCUGUACCAGGGCUGGUAUCAUUUGCAACCCAGCUGAUGCUGUCCUGGGUGGCCUGGAGAGGGACUACUCACCACCACUCAGAGAGCAGUGAGAGAGAUGUCCAUGACGUGUGGAGGCACUGACCAAAAAAUGUAUGUCUUCAGAUAA
Molecule: messenger RNA, 876 nt
Organism: Salmo salar (Atlantic salmon)
Lineage: Eukaryota; Metazoa; Chordata; Actinopteri; Salmoniformes; Salmonidae
Product: fat storage-inducing transmembrane protein 1
Biological process (GO): phospholipid biosynthetic process; lipid storage; lipid droplet organization
Cellular component (GO): endoplasmic reticulum membrane
Molecular function (GO): coenzyme A diphosphatase activity
Source: RefSeq, a predicted model, not a curated record